AUGUUAGGUGUAUUUGGGAUUUCCAGUAAGCCUUAUGAAAAGUAUGUAUGGAAUGGCAAGCUCCUGGAGGCAGUAAAAAAUACUGUUCAUCGUGACUGGCUGCUGUAUAUUAUUCAUGGAUUCUGUGGGCAAUCAAAACUAUUAAUAUACGGUCGCCCUAUAUACGUCACUCUGAUAGCCAGAAGAUCAAGCAAAUUUGCUGGAACACGUUUUCUGAAACGAGGAGCAAACUGUGAGGGAGAUGUUGCUAAUGAAGUGGAAACUGAACAAAUACUUUAUGAUGCUUCAGUUAUGUCAUUUUCUGCAGGAAGUUAUUCUUCCUAUGUUCAGGUUCGAGGAUCUGUCCCCCUGUACUGGUCUCAAGAUAUUUCAACUAUGAUGCCUAAGCCACCCAUAACGUUGGACCAAGCAGAUCCUUUUGCACAUGUUGCUGCUCUUCACUUUGACCAAAUGCUUCAGAGAUUUGGCUCUCCCAUUAUUAUUUUGAAUCUUGUGAAGGAACGUGAAAAAAGAAAGCAUGAAAGGAUUCUUAGUGAAGAGCUUGUUGCUGCUGUGACAUAUCUCAACCAGUUCUUACCCCCAGAGCAUGCAAUUAUAUAUAUACCCUGGGAUAUGGCCAAAUACACUAAAAGCAAACUUUGCAAUGUCCUUGAUAGACUGAAUGUGAUUGCAGAAAGUGUAGUAAAGAAGACUGGAUUUUUUGUAAAUCGACCUGAUUCCUACUGUAGUAUCUUGCGGCCAGAUGAAAAGUGGAAUGAACUAGGAGGUUAUGUUGCUUCCACUGGUCGCUUGCAGACUGGACUUCUGCGAACCAAUUGUGUGGACUGUUUGGAUCGCACUAACACAGCCCAAUUCAUGGUGGGAAAAUGUGCUUUGGCAUACCAACUCUAUUCGUUGGGAUUGAUCGAUAAACCUAAUUUACAAUUUGAUACAGAUGCUGUUAGGUUAUUUGAGGAAUUAUAUGAAGAUCAUGGAGACACGCUUUCUCUGCAAUAUGGAGGUUCUCAGCUUGUCCACAGAGUAAAAACCUAUAGAAAGAUAGCUCCAUGGACUCAACAUUCCAAAGAUAUUAUGCAAACACUCUCGAGAUACUAUAGUAAUGCUUUCUCAGAUGCAGACAGGCAAGAUUCGAUCAAUCUCUUUCUGGGAGUAUUCAAGCCUACAGAAGGAAAACCUCAUCUCUGGGAACUUCCCACUGAUUUUUAUUUGCAUCACAAGAACACCCUCAGUCUGUCACAAACCAGGCGAAGCUAUACUUACUGGUGGACCACAGGUGUGCUAAAGCAUUUACCUCUUCCUUUUGACGAAGUGACAUGUGCUGAAAACAGACACAAGUUGACAGUGAAGAAAUUCCACAAGUACGAUGAGGAAAUUGAUAUCCACAAUGAGUUUUUCCGGCCUUACGAGUUGAGCAGUUUUGAUGAGACCUUCUGCUUAGCAAUGACCAAUUCUACACGAGAUUUUAUGCCUAAGAAUGUGGGGAUUGAUCCAAGUCCAUUUACUGUUCGUAAACCUGAUGAAACUGGAAAAUCAGUGUUGGGGAACAAAAGUAAUAGAGAAGAAACUGUGCUGCAGCGCAAAACAGCUGCCAGUGCUCCACCACCCCCAAGUGAGGAAGCGGUGUCAAGUAGUUCUGAAGAUGAUUCUGGGACAGACAAAGAAGAUGAAGGUGCUGUUUCUCAACGUUCAACUCCAGUAAAGGUGACUGAUACAGGAGAUAAUACAAAAAUCACAGAGAAUGUAGUGCAAUCAACAAAAGAUGUGUAUGGAGUCAAUCUUUCAGAUGUUCCUUCGGAAGAUGAUCUCACAAUAUACGCUAGGUUUGUUCAGCUGGGACAGAGUCAGUAUAAGCAAGACAAGAGCAGCCAGCAAUUUUGCUCAAAACACCACUUGGAUAGGGUUAUAAAUUUAAUACCCAUCUCUUCUUUUUCUCAAGACAACAUUUAUGAAGUCCAACCUCCAAGAGCUGAUAGGAAAUCAAUAGAGAUUUUUCACGCGCACAUUCAGGCUGGAAGAGGAAACAUGCAGCCCCUGGGAAAAGAUGACUUCCUCAUGUACAGAGAGUACAUUCGAAACAGAUACAUGUAAAUACGAGAUGGAUUCUCCUGCCAAGUCUACUAUACUGAUGGGUCAUAAAAAUAAUUUUAGAAAGGAAACCUAAUUUGGUAUUUUGCAGUAAUAAAUUUAUUAUCUAACGUUUCUAUUUAUUAUGCUUUACAAUAGUACAUUUACACUAGUGUGCUUUACAGGAAAAAAAGAAAAGUGAUUUAAUAUCUGUUCUUCAACUGAAAGAGAAAGUGUAUCUUAAGAGACUAAGUGAAUGGUCAGAGCACCUACAGUCACUGAAGAGUAUGUAACAACUUAUGGCAAAGAAAGCAUUACAUUUUUAGGUUUUAUAUUCAUUUCUUACCUUGUUAUGUUUGCUAGUGAAGUUGAAGUUAUUUGUACAUACAGCUCAGAAGAUAACUUUUCUUCCUUUUUGUUCCAUGAUAGCAAACAAUCUUAUUUUAUAACAGAAUAUUUUCUGAUAUUUCUUGAAAUUUUUAGCAAACUAAGUGCUAAAAUGACUACUUGUAAUUUUCUGUUUUCUUAAGCAAAAGUAGAAAUAUUGUGGCUUCUGUCAAAAUCAAAAAUUGC
Messenger RNA from Antrostomus carolinensis (chuck-will's-widow), 2637 nucleotides. RefSeq names its product FIG4 phosphoinositide 5-phosphatase (gene FIG4). NCBI's taxonomy places the organism in Eukaryota, Metazoa, Chordata, Aves, Caprimulgiformes, Caprimulgidae. Gene Ontology annotation, biological process: phosphatidylinositol dephosphorylation. The transcript is spliced from 18 exons. The record is from RefSeq and is a predicted model, not a curated record. Gene Ontology annotation, cellular component: intracellular membrane-bounded organelle. Bases 1 to 2088 code for a protein of 695 amino acids. Gene Ontology annotation, molecular function: phosphatidylinositol-3,5-bisphosphate 5-phosphatase activity.